This is a messenger RNA of Komagataella phaffii GS115, 2007 nucleotides long. Its product is annotated as acetate--CoA ligase. The record is from RefSeq and is a predicted model, not a curated record. The transcript has a single exon. Gene Ontology annotation, cellular component: cytosol. Gene Ontology annotation, molecular function: AMP binding; acetyl-CoA synthetase activity. The coding region runs from base 1 to 2007 and encodes 668 amino acids. NCBI's taxonomy places the organism in Eukaryota, Fungi, Ascomycota, Pichiomycetes, Pichiales, Pichiaceae.
AUGCCAUUAGAUAACGAACACUUACUUCAUGAAAAUUCCAUUGACCCACCAAAGGGAUUCUUUGAAAGACACCCUGGAACUCCUAAUAUACCAGGCGGUUGGGAAGAAUACUUGAAGCUGUACAAUCAGUCCAUCGAGAACCCCUCAAAGUUUUUUGGAGAAAAAGCAAAGGAAUUCUUGUCAUGGGCUACUCCUUUCACUGACGCUCGUUACCCACCUGGUAAUGGAUUUCAGAAUGGUGACUCCGCCGCUUGGUUUCUGAAUGGUGAGUUGAACGCGUCGUACAACUGUGUUGAUAGACAUGCUUUAAAGAAUCCAGACAAACCUGCCAUUAUUUAUGAGGCUGAUGAACCUAAUCAAGGCCGUACGGUUACCUAUGGAGAGUUGCUGAAGGAUGUUUGUCGAAUUGCCCAAGUAUUGACUGACCUGGGUGUGAAAAAGGGUGACACUGUUGCUGUUUACCUGCCUAUGGUUCCAGAAGCUAUCACCACUUUAUUGGCUAUCGUUAGAAUCGGUGCUAUCCACUCUGUUGUCUUCGCAGGUUUUUCAGCUGGUUCUCUACGUGAUCGUAUAUUGGAUGCUGAUUCUAGAAUUGUUAUCACUUCUGAUGAAUCUCUGAGAGGUGGGAAGAUCAUCGAGACUAAGAAGAUUGUUGACGAGGCUCUGAAGUCUUGCCCAGAUGUUCGUAAUGUGCUGGUCUUCAAAAGAACAGGUACACCACAUCUUCCAUGGGUUGAGGGUCGUGAUCUUUGGUGGCACGAGGAAAUCAUUAAGCAUGUUCCGUACUCUCCCCCAGUGAAUGUUAGAUCUGAAGAUACUUCAUUUUUGCUUUACACUUCUGGCUCUACCGGAAAGCCUAAAGGUAUCCAGCAUUCAACUGCUGGCUACUUACUGGGAGCUCUUUUGACCACCAAGUAUGUCUUUGAUGUUCAGGGUGAUGAUAUUUUAUUCACUGCUGGUGAUGUGGGCUGGAUCACAGGGCAUUCUUAUGUAGUUUACGGUCCACUUUUAAACGGGGCUACGACAGUUGUUUUUGAGGGCACCCCAGCUUACCCAGACUAUUCACGUUAUUGGGAUAUCGUUGACAAACACAAAGUUACUCAGUUUUAUGUAGCACCAACUGCUCUUAGGUUGCUGAAGAGAGCUGGUAGCAAGUAUGUCCAGAAUCAUGAUUUGUCUUCAAUCAGGGUUUUGGGUUCCGUUGGUGAACCUAUAGCCGCUGAAGUUUGGGAAUGGUACAACGAGUAUGUUGGAAGAGGAAAAGCUCAUAUUUGUGAUACGUAUUGGCAAACAGAGACUGGUUCUCACAUUAUUGCUCCAAUAGCUGGUGUGUCAAAGACCAAACCAGGUUCAGCAUCUUUCCCCUUCUUCGGUAUUGAUCCGGUUAUUCUAGAUGCUACUACUGGAGAGGAACUCAAAGGUAAUAAUGUUGAAGGUGUUUUGGCUAUCAGAAAUCCAUGGCCAUCUAUGGCUAGAACAGUCUGGAAGGACUACAACCGUUUCCUGGAUACAUAUCUCAGGCCAUAUGAAGGUUAUUACUUCACUGGUGAUGGAGCUGCCAGAGAUCAGGAAGGAUUUUAUUGGGUUCUGGGUAGAGUUGAUGAUGUUGUUAAUGUGUCAGGUCACAGAUUGUCUACUGCCGAGAUUGAAAGCGCUCUAAUCGAACACAAUUUGGUAGGAGAGUCUGCUGUCGUCGGAUUCCCUGACGAGCUGACUGGUUCUGCUGUGGCCGCGUUUGUGUCUUUGAAGAAGGACGUCGACAAUCCAGCGGAAGUGAAAAAGGAGUUAAUCCUUACUGUCAGAAAAGAGAUUGGACCAUUCGCUGCACCUAAACUCAUCAUCUUGGUAAGUGAUCUUCCAAAGACCAGAUCAGGUAAGAUAAUGAGACGUAUUCUCAGAAAGGUUUUGGCUGGAGAGGAAGACUCUCUGGGCGACAUUUCAACUCUUUCAAACCCUUCGAUUGUGGAAGAGAUAAUCUCUACCGUUAAAAGGGAUGCCCGCAAAUGA